Pan troglodytes (chimpanzee) is the source of this 3320-nucleotide messenger RNA. It is a transcript of the gene ZNHIT3, whose product is annotated as zinc finger HIT-type containing 3. Gene Ontology annotation, cellular component: pre-snoRNP complex; nucleus. Lineage: Eukaryota; Metazoa; Chordata; Mammalia; Primates; Hominidae. The transcript has 5 exons. Gene Ontology annotation, molecular function: protein binding. The record is from RefSeq and is a predicted model, not a curated record. Gene Ontology annotation, biological process: box C/D snoRNP assembly; snoRNA localization; maturation of LSU-rRNA from tricistronic rRNA transcript (SSU-rRNA, 5.8S rRNA, LSU-rRNA). Bases 752 to 1198 code for a protein of 148 amino acids.
AGUCUCAGGGGCGUGCAGGUGCAGGGUAGCGACGGCAGGACUCUAAGAGUGAGUCUCUUUCCUCCCCGUUUCCCCGUCCUACUUUCACUCUAAGCAUUUAGUUCCCAGGGGACAGAGACGACUUCUUCAUUAGAAGACCCCGGGGGGGUCCCCAGCCCGGAAGGGCUCACAGUUGGAGCUCAAACAUUUGCCACUGUUCAGGCUCAUCUUUCUUUCCCCAGUGAAAAAUGGCCUAGGUUGGGAAGGGCAGGUUCCUGUCUACUGCGUGAUCCAACCGAUUCUGGUUCGCCCAAUGUCUGGACUUGUCCUUUGCCAAGAAUAAGCAGAUGAGAUGGGCGGAUGAACCCCAAUGUCCCUGCAAGAUUCAGGAAGUCCCAGCCAGAAAGUAAAGGACGUUUAGUUCCAUGUAUUGUUUUCUUUUUUACAUGCGGGGCAACACACCUGGACAGUGUCGAUGGCUUGCUCCAAGCCACACGGCCGCAUAGGGACAGGGACCGGGCUACAUAACAAGUUCUUCGACGCUGUGAUCUAAUCAAGGAAAACCUGGGACGCAGCUACUAGAUGCGCAUCGAGUGUAUCGACGCUCUACUUACGAGGACUGGAACAGUGAGCAGGAUCAGUCCAUUGCUUUUGCCUACCUGCUGAGCGCUGAUUGGUCCCUGUUAAGGAAACGGAAAAAGGGGCGUGCACGCGGGCGCGGCGGCGUGAGAGGCGCGCGGCGGCGCGGUUAACAGUCUCCUUCCACAAGACCAUGGCGUCGCUCAAAUGUAGCACCGUCGUCUGCGUGAUCUGCUUGGAGAAGCCCAAAUACCGCUGUCCAGCCUGCCGCGUGCCCUACUGCUCGGUAGCCUGCUUCCGGAAGCACAAAGAACAGUGCAACCCUGAAACUCGUCCUGUUGAGAAAAAAAUAAGAUCAGCUCUUCCUACCAAAACCGUAAAGCCUGUGGAAAACAAAGAUGAUGAUGACUCUAUAGCUGAUUUUCUCAAUAGCGAUGAGGAAGAAGACAGAGUUUCUUUGCAGAAUUUAAAGAAUUUAGAUGGACUCUUGUCCUGUCACCCAGGCUGGAGUGCAGCGGCGCAAUCUCGGCUCACUGCAACCUCUCCCUCCCAGAUUCAAGCAAUUCUCGUGCCUCAGCCUCCCGAGCAGCUGGGACUACAGGCACCUGCCACUACGCCCAACCAAUUUUUGUAUUUUUAGUAGAGAUGGGGUUUCGCCAUGUUGGCCAGGCUGGUCUUGAACUCCUGACCUCAGGUGAUACACCCGCCUCGACUUCCCAAAGUGCUGGGAUUAUAGGCGUGAGCCACCGCUCCAGGCCUUAAGCUAAACUUUCAUCACCUCCUGCUCCGGACUCAUCUAAAGCCUUGGUUCUCACAGUGUGGUUCAUGGAGCAUCAGAAUCAGCUGGGAGCUUGCUAGAAACGCAGCAUUGCAUUUGGAAAUGGGACUAGAAGAUUUAGAGAUGCUGAAAUAAUUAGAAGCAGUUUUUAAAAAGAUAAAGGGCUCUGGAAGAUUCCCAGUUAUAACAAAAUAAAUAAUCCAAACCUGCAGCUGAUUGGGACAUGCAGCCCUCUGGUUUACCCAGUAGGGUUAGGGAUGGAUCUUGUCCCAGCCUCAGUCUCAUUCCCGCUGUGAACUUGUAGGCUUUGCUCCUACUGUUCUCAGGAACAAAGCUGUCAUGGCCAUCACACACAACGUACCUGAGGCAGCGCUCGGAUGGACGUGACACCAGCCUGGUCUUGUGCUGUCUGGACAGUGUAGCUACUGGGGCUGCCCCUGGGGAGCUGGAGGCAAGCCCAGACCACUAAUUUCCUCUGAAAGCUGCCUACACCCAUAGCCGUAUUGGCCAGGACCAGUCCCAGGGGCCAGAGGCGGAUUAUUGCCUCCAGGAGCCUGGUCUGCAGCGGCGAGGUGCUCAGGGAACAGGGAACUUGAGAGAAGUGUUUUUCUUCCACACCAUCCAGCUCUUUAGCAGCAAGGCAGGCCAUUCUGAUCUUAAAAAGCAAAUAUCCCUUUAUAGCUUUAGAUUUAUCUAGCCCUCUUAGCAGAAAAUGGAAAUCAAAACUAUCUUUAACAAAUCAUCUUAACAAGGUGAACCGAAGGCACCUGGUUGCAAACAGCUGGCUGCCCUGAACCAAACUGGUUCCAUAUGGCACAAGUCUAUACACCCCAGGCAACUGUGCUUAGGCCUUACAUAUGCUACUUGAAAACAAGGUAAGAGUCCAUCAAGAUAUAACUGAUAUGCCAUAAAACCCAGUCUUCUAAAGUGUACAUCCCAGAGUUUGGUAUAUUCCCAGAGUUGCUUAUACCACUCUUCACCUACAUAACCACCCUGCAGGGUAGGUGUUACUGUGCCCACUGCAUACACGAGGAAUAUGAGGCUCACAGAGGCUGAACAACCUGCCCAAGGCCACCUGCAUUGCAGUGGCAGAGCCAGCAUUCCCACUUGGGUCCAUCUGGUCCCCAAAAUUGAUCCACUGCCCACCCCGACUUCUUGGGUCUUACUUACUCUCCACUUCUGCCAUGCACGCUUGAUGACUGUGGCAGCUGCAUGCAGCCUCUGGAUGUGUUUCCGAGUUAACCAGGAACGAAUGGCUAAGAGGUUUGCCCAGAAACAGGAAAGAGAUAAUAAAGGGGCCAUUAGAGCUGUCAGUGACCUGGCUGCAGCAGCACGACAGUUGCUGUCAAAGUUUCAAAUACGUUUUUUUUUUCAAUAAAUUGCUACAAAUAAGGUUCUAAAAUCAAUACAUAAGGCAAAAUUGGCUUUUAAACAUUCCUUACACUGCCCACACACUUGAAUACACCUACACAACACAGUGAAGGGGCACUGGGGAGAAGGACUGGCUGAGGGCCCAGCAGUCACUUCCCGUCUCAGGCUGGGUCCAGGUCAGCACCCAGGGAAUGGGAGGGGUCUGGAUUGUCUGUGCCUUUAAAAACUUUUUUUUUUGUUUUGUUUUGUUUUUAAUCCUCAGUUGAAUUUGUUCGCUUUAUGCAUCCCUGAUCUCACAUCACCAUAUACCCAAACACUGAUACAAUUAAUAGAUGAUGGUAAUUUUUAUUCCCUUCUCUACAAUUUCAGCAUAUUCUUUUUCUUUCGUGUUUUUUUUUUUUUUUUUUUUUUUGAGACAGGGUCUUGCCCAGGCUGGAGUGCAGUGGCACGAACAGCUUAUUGUAGCCUCCGUAAGGCUGUAGCUUCAAUCUCCCAGGCUCAAGCAAUCCUCUUGCCUCAGCCUCUGGAGUAACUGGGACUGGCAUGCGCCACCAGGCACGGUUAAUUAAGUUUUUUUUGUUUUUGUUUUUGAGACAGAGUCUUGCUCUGUCAC